Messenger RNA from Penicillium brasilianum, 2012 nucleotides. Lineage: Eukaryota; Fungi; Ascomycota; Eurotiomycetes; Eurotiales; Aspergillaceae. The record is from the annotation of a GenBank genome assembly.
CCAACACGUUUACAACAUGCAGUGGGCUGACUAGAGGCCAUUAUGCUUACUGGUCGGGCAUGUCACCUCAUUUGAUCCUAAGAUACGAUUGAAUCACAUUGUUCUAUUAUUCCUGAGCGAAACGGAUCAUUUUUGAACCUACAUCACGGUCAACGGCUACAAUAUGACAGCCAAUGAGAUCUGCCCCGCUGAUGCCCAAUCAACCAGACCCAGAAGGGCAAACGAACCGUCUUUGCGCGGUCUACCAACUUUAGUCCGCUGGUAUAUCAAUACCCGAGAAUGGGAAGCCAAUGGCCUCGAUCUUCCUUUGUUGGAUGUCCUUCGCCCGGCUGAACAACAAGCCGUUAAACGAUUCCAUCAUGCUUCAGAUAGGCGCAUGUCCUUGGCAUCGCAUCUGCUAAAGUACUUCUACAUUCAUCAUGCUUGUGACGUUCCCUGGAGAGAUAUCGUCUUCAGUCGCACCCCUAUGCCUGAGAAUCGGCCGUACUAUGAUUCAAGUACGCAGACACAAGUGGACUUUAAUGUCAGCCACCAAGCCUCUCUCACUAUUCUUGCGGGGGUUAUCGCCCCGUCUCAUGAGCAACUCACAAGCCAAGCCAUUACGGGUAUUGCACCAUCGCCUCCCAGAAUCGGUAUUGAUAUAACAAAUGUGAACGAGCGACGCAAGCCAAUGAAGACCAUGAAAGAUUUCACCGAAUUCGUAUCGAUCUUCAGCGAAGUAUUUUCAGCUAGGGAGAUGGCAGUCAUGCAAAAUCCCAUAUCAACUCUCCGUCGAGCCCGCGAACUCGGUCUAGCUGCGUCAUUCCCUUCAGACGACGUUGCAACGAUCAUCGAGUUCGGUCUCCGUCUUUUCUACUCUUACUGGGCCUUGAAAGAGGCAUAUCUCAAAAUGACUGGUGAUGCCCUCUUAGCGGAGUGGGUGCGUCAUCUUGAAUUCACAAAUGUCAUUCCCCCGGCUCCGGUUGAUCCCUUAAUUGCAUCCAAGCCGUAUGGUCUAUUCUCCGGAGCGGAGCAUGUACCACAAUCACCUCUCAACUGGGGACCGCCAUACACGGAAGUCGAGGUCUCCAGAGACGGCGUGGUGAUCGAGGGUGUACGUCUCCAGCUGCAGGCCUUUGAAUCUGACUAUAUCGUUGCCACUGCUGGUCGGGGGUGCCCUGUUGGUCCCAUUCCCGAAGACAGUGGGAAUACUGGUGACCAUCACCUUCCGACCCAGUUCGGAGAGUCCUCAUCUGGAGGCUCACCCCAGGAAGAGCGCAUUCCCAUCAGCGCUCAUCUGGCAGUGGGUCAACCAGACCCAUGGCGUUCGGACUCUAAUAUUGUAGAUCCGUGGCUUCCAAUGCAGGAGGUUGAUAUUGAACUUGAUAUCCGGGCCUGCGCAGAGGGACGGUGCUCCCACUGAUAGAAUCAAGAGCUGGGUCUCAGUCGAAACAAGGUGGAUUCUGACUCUCGAGUGACCCUCGGUGGAUUCUUUGACGUGUUUAUGAUCAUGAUAGCAUAUACUCAAUCGCAUUUGCAUCCAUACCGAAUCCUUUCUAGUAGCUCUCAGUACUCUUCUUGCGUUUUAGUGCUCAUGUUCUCAUUGCUUUUUCUCAUUGAGAAGUUAGCACGCCCCACCACUAAGCGGCCAGAGCUGGUUAUGAUCCUUCCCCUUUACAUUGAGCGCUCAAAUUCAAGAAGUGAUACCAGUGUUGGCACCGUUUGGACAUUUGGGAUGUGCCGGUGUGCCGGCAUGCCGGCAUGCUUAGAGGUUUUUCUUAGCUGUCUUCACUGGAUUCUAUUCUUGGGUGUUGCGAAGAUCUCAGCUUCUGUUUGAGUGUCUGUGGCUUUGAUGGAUUCUAUCUUCUUGCGGUAUACUUCGGGGAUUAAGAGAUCGAACAUUGUGAUGUAUAUAGGCACACAGUAGUGUAAUCCACGAGGUGGUUUAACACUGGCAAUGUCUUUCAAAAAAUUAGACGAUCAGGUCCUCGAUUCCUUUGGAAGAGCGAUAGUUUAAAUAUUUUAUACCAGAC